AUGAUGGAGAGAGCGAGAGACGCAAUGACUGUGGACGGCCUGGAGUCACCGGACACCGCGGACUUCCACCAGUCCCAUUUGAAGGAACUUCUAGGACUGGUGCUGGAGCUGGAGGAUAUUGUGGCGGCGUCGAAGAUCGCAUGCGUGGAGAUGACUAAGGCGUUCUUCAAGUUCGUUCUGGUUCCGCUCAAGCUGGCGGCUCCAGUGGCGCGGAUGUUGUUGGACAAGAAGCCGAAGUUGUUGUUGGCGUUCGCAGCAAAGGCAUUGCUCAUGAAUGCUUCAGGGGGCAAAGCCUUUGGCGACGACGGAAUGAAGAAGUUGAUGCUGUUGGCGCUCGUCGCACCGAAAGCUCUUGAUGUGUUGAGGACGAAUCCGGCAGGCGAUUUGCUGCCUCUCCUCAAACUUCUUCCCCUUCUAGGGGGAGCCAAGUUGGACAAGCUGUUGCCGAUCGCGCUGCUCGCCAUGGCUGCCUUCGAUGCUCCGGAGGUGGCUGCGUUGCUCAAGAGUGUCGUUAGCAAGAAGCUGGUUUCCGGCGGCUACGGCGUGGAGGCGACGGCAGUGGAAACGUCUGACGAGGAAAUGUCGGUGGUGGACUAUUUGGUUGACUCCUGGGCGGUCGCGGACGGACAGUUCGAAGACGAAAUGACAGUUUCGAGGGCGGCAACGGAAGCAAAGGAAGCCAAGUCGGCAGUCGCGCCCAUGAUGGAGAGAGCGAGAGACGCAAUGACUGUGGACGGCCUGGAGUCACCGGACACCGCGGACUUCCACCAGUCCCAUUUGAAGGAACUUCUAGGACUGGUGCUGGAGCUGGAGGAUAUUGUGGCGUCGAAGAUCGCAUGCGUGGAGAUGACUAAGGCGUUCUUCAAGUUCGUUCUGGUUCCGCUCAAGCUGGCGGCUCCAGUGGCGCGGAUGUUGUUGGACAAGAAGCCGAAGUUGUUGUUGGCGUUCGCAGCAAAGGCAUUGCUCAUGAAUGCUUCAGGGGGCAAAGCCUUUGGCGACGACGGAAUGAAGAAGUUGAUGCUGUUGGCGCUCGUCGCACCGAAAGCUCUUGAUGUGUUGAGGACGAAUCCGGCAGGCGAUUUGCUGCCUCUCCUCAAACUUCUUCCCCUUCUAGGGGGAGCCAAGUUGGACAAGCUGUUGCCGAUCGCGCUGCUCGCCAUGGCUGCCUUCGAUGCUCCGGAGGUGGCUGCGUUGCUCAAGAGUGUCGUUAGCAAGAAGCUGGUUUCCGGCGGCUACGGCGUGGAGGCGACGGCAGUGGAAACGUCUGACGAGGAAAUGUCGGUGGUGGACUAUUUGGUUGACUCCUGGGCGGUCGCGGACGGACAGUUCGAAGACGAAAUGACAGUUUCGAGGGCGGCAACGGAAGCAAAGGAAGCCAAGUCGGCAGUAAAAUCUAUCUCGAGGGACGUUGCAGCGUGGACAGGUGCGGACGCCGAGAGUGGGGACUCUGCAGGUGCAUUUGUCGACGCGAUAUUGGCCCCGGCCGGCCUCCUCGUCGAGGUCGCGCCCAUGAUGGAGAGAGCGAGAGACGCAAUGACUGUGGACGGCCUGGAGUCACCGGACACCGCGGACUUCCACCAGUCCCAUUUGAAGGAACUUCUAGGACUGGUGCUGGAGCUGGAGGAUAUUGUGGCGUCGAAGAUCGCAUGCGUGGAGAUGACUAAGGCGUUCUUCAAGUUCGUUCUGGUUCCGCUCAAGCUGGCGGCUCCAGUGGCGCGGAUGUUGUUGGACAAGAAGCCGAAGUUGUUGUUGGCGUUCGCAGCAAAGGCAUUGCUCAUGAAUGCUUCAGGGGGCAAAGCCUUUGGCGACGACGGAAUGAAGAAGUUGAUGCUGUUGGCGCUCGUCGCACCGAAAGCUCUUGAUGUGUUGAGGACGAAUCCGGCAGGCGAUUUGCUGCCUCUCCUCAAACUUCUUCCCCUUCUAGGGGGAGCCAAGUUGGACAAGCUGUUGCCGAUCGCGCUGCUCGCCAUGGCUGCCUUCGAUGCUCCGGAGGUGGCUGCGUUGCUCAAGAGUGUCGUUAGCAAGAAGCUGGUUUCCGGCGGCUACGGCGUGGAGGCGACGGCAGUGGAAACGUCUGACGAGGAAAUGUCGGUGGUGGACUAUUUGGUUGACUCCUGGGCGGUCGCGGACGGACAGUUCGAAGACGAAAUGACAGUUUCGAGGGCGGCAACGGAAGCAAAGGAAGCCAAGUCGGCAGUAAAAUCUAUCUCGAGGGACGUUGCAGCGUGGACAGGUGCGGACGCCGAGAGUGGGGACUCUGCAGGUGCAUUUGUCGACGCGAUAUUGGCCCCGGCCGGCCUCCUCGUCGAGGUCGCGCCCAUGAUGGAGAGAGCGAGAGACGCAAUGACUGUGGACGGCCUGGAGUCACCGGACACCGCGGACUUCCACCAGUCCCAUUUGAAGGAACUUCUAGGACUGGUGCUGGAGCUGGAGGAUAUUGUGGCGUCGAAGAUCGCAUGCGUGGAGAUGACUAAGGCGUUCUUCAAGUUCGUUCUGGUUCCGCUCAAGCUGGCGGCUCCAGUGGCGCGGAUGUUGUUGGACAAGAAGCCGAAGUUGUUGUGGCGUUCGCAGCAAAGGCAUUGCUCAUGA
This is a messenger RNA of Besnoitia besnoiti, 2589 nucleotides long. RefSeq lists its product as uncharacterized. The coding region runs from base 1 to 2589 and encodes 862 amino acids. The transcript has 2 exons. The record is from RefSeq and is a predicted model, not a curated record. Lineage: Eukaryota; Apicomplexa; Conoidasida; Eucoccidiorida; Sarcocystidae.